AUGGACGAGCAAAUAUCCACCUUCUGCGCCUUCACGUCGGGCACCGCCGAGCAAGCACAGCGCUUCCUCACGCUCACCGACGGCAAUGUCGAGCAGGCCGUUGAGCUCUUCUUCAGCAGUCCAGAUCUCGGCGCAGCCGUAAAUCCACCCCCAGCACCAGCACAGCAACCAUCGAGUCGCGACGCCCCCAUCACUAUUGAUGAUGACGAGGUAGAGGACUUCGAUGAUGACGAUGUGCAAGAGACGGGCAGCAGACAGGCGCAGACCGGUCCCUCGGUGGAGGAUGACGCUGCGAUGGCACGGCGGUUGCAAGAGGAGAUGUAUGGAGGUGGAGGCAGCAGCAGAGGAGCGGCGGGCGGCGACUUUGACGAGGAGGGUGUCAGAGCACCCAUGGCGAGGACCACGGAGACACUGGUGGGACCUGGCAGCAGCGACUGGCGGACAGAUCCCGGCGAGAUGAACUCUGCUAUAGCACAGCAGCUCUUCGAGCGACAGCAGCGACGUGCUCAGCCAGGCAUCUUCAACCAGAACACUUCCCGGUCCAUUUGGUCGAGCGACGACCCCUCGAAUCCAGAAGCCCACCGGCAAGUCCUCUCGCGUGCUACUGGCGGCGCCUCAGAGCAGACUGCGAAAACCAACCACCUCGCCGACCUCUUCAGACCACCUUUCGACCUGAUUUCGAACAUGGGCUGGUCAGACGCACGGGAGGAGGGCAAGGAGGAGCAGAAGUGGAUAUUGGUCAACGUGCAGGACCCCUCCAUCUUCGACUGCCAGGUUCUGAACCGCGACAUCUGGAAGAAUGAGUCGAUCCGCGAUACGAUCAAGGAGCACUUCAUCUUCUUGCAGUUCAACAAGGAUGACCCUCGGGGUCGGGAGUACAUCCAAUACUACCUCAGCACGAUGCGCGACUCGGACGACGCCUACCCGCAUAUCGCUAUCGUUGACCCACGGACGGGUGAGCAAGUCAAAGUCUGGUCGGGCUCGCCAGCACCGAAAGCUGCCGACUUCCUCAUGGAUCUCCACGAGUUCCUCGACCGGUACAGCUUGAACAUGGAGAAGAAGAACCCAGUGCAAAAGCAGCGGAAAGAGAGCAAGAAGGACGUGGGACAAAUGAGCGAAGAGGAGAUGCUCGAGAUGGCUCUGCAGAACAGCCUCGCGAAUGGCUCUGCAAGUCUCAAAGAUGAGGAUCCAGACGCUCUCACGAAGUCGGUAGACAACAUCAACGGCAAGGGUAAGGCCCCAGUAGGCGCCGAGUCAUCGAUGGAAGUCGAUCAACCACAAGAAGACACACCAUUCUCCCGCAUCGCCUCCGACAAACCCCACGAGGAAGCAGCAGCAACAGCACCCAACACAACCCGAAUCCAAUUCCGCUACUCAGGUGGCCGCGUAGUCCGCCGAUUCGCCCUUACAGACCCCGUCCGCCGUCUCUACGAAUGGCUCAAAGCCACACCGAUGGAGGGCAUGCCAGCAGGUGCGCCUUUCGAGAUGAUCUUCAUGGGCAAGAACCUUAUGGAUGGGGAACUACUGGACAAAUCCAUCGAGGAGGCUGGGCUGAAGAAUGGCAGUGUCAUGGUGGAGUUUACCGAGGAUUGA
Molecule: messenger RNA, 1593 nt
Organism: Zasmidium cellare ATCC 36951
Lineage: Eukaryota; Fungi; Ascomycota; Dothideomycetes; Mycosphaerellales; Mycosphaerellaceae
Exons: 1
Coding region: 1-1593 (530 amino acids)
Biological process (GO): proteasome-mediated ubiquitin-dependent protein catabolic process
Cellular component (GO): nucleus
Molecular function (GO): ubiquitin binding
Source: RefSeq, a predicted model, not a curated record